CGCUACAAGUAUCGCCGCUCUCCGCUCCCUCCGAGCGCGAGGGUCGUCAUUGACAUCCCAUCUGUUCCUCUCUUCCUUCUCCAGCAGCGAUGACGACGGCCAACGGGACGAAGUCGCCCUCGACGUCCCAGCCCCUGUUGCCUCAGGCUGCACAAUCCCUCGUUGAUUCCGUCGAUGCGUUCCUCUUCGAUUGCGACGGGGUCAUCUGGAGGGGCGACAAGCUCAUCGAAGGUGUUCCGCACGCCUUGCAAGCCCUCCGAUCAUUGGGGAAGAAGCUGGUCUUUGUGACGAAUAACUCCACGAAAUCUCGGAAGCAAUACGAGAGGAAGUUCACAUCUCUCGGGCUUGAUGUCAGCGAGGAAGAAAUUUUUUCAUCAUCGUUUGCUGCUGCCAUGUUUCUGAAACUGAGAAACUUCCCUAGGGAGAAAAAGGUCUAUGUUAUAGGCGAAGAAGGCAUACUAGAAGAACUCAAGCAGGCUGGAUUUUCAUGUUUAGGUGGUCCUGAGGAUGGCAAGAAGAAAGUAGAGCUGAAGACAAACUUCUGGUUUGAACAUGAUAAGAGUGUUGGAGCAGUUGUUGUUGGGCUUGAUCAAUAUAUUAACUAUUAUAAGCUCCAGUAUGCAACUCUUUGUAUCUGUGAGAACCCUGGAUGCCUUUUUAUUGCCACCAACCGUGAUGCUGUUGGUCAUAUGACAGACUUGCAAGAAUGGCCAGGUGCAGGAUGCAUGGUUGCAGCAGUAUGUGGAUCAACACAGAAGGAACCUAUUGUAGUUGGAAAACCAUCAACCUUCCUGAUGGAUUUCUUGUUAGAAAGGUUCCAAAUUGAUACGACGCGUAUGUGCAUGGUAGGUGAUAGACUGGAUACUGAUAUACUCUUUGGCAAAAAUGCGGGCUGUAAGACUCUUCUUGUUCUCUCAGGUGUGACUAGCAUGUUAGAUCUUCAGGAUCCUUCAAAUGAAAUCCAUCCAGAUUAUUAUGCAAGUAGCGUCUCUGACAUUGUUGAUCUAUCCAAUUCUCUCACUAAGGGACAGUGAGAUUCCGGAAAUGUAACCUGUAAGAUGCUUUUCUUACACAUUUUAAUCUAUUUAUGGAGAAUGCCAUGCAGACAUCUUCAUAGUUAUUCUGCCCAGAGAAAAGUGAGAAUAAGAGGAACAGAGGAGGGUUGGAAUCCUUCUUGGACCUUUUUGACUUGGGACAUUUUGCAUAUUUGCAGAAACAAUAUGCUACAUUCUGAAAUCAAGAAAAUGGUAUUAGAGACUAAGUAUUGGAAACUAUAUGAACUUA
Molecule: messenger RNA, 1284 nt
Organism: Musa acuminata subsp. malaccensis (wild Malaysian banana)
Lineage: Eukaryota; Viridiplantae; Streptophyta; Magnoliopsida; Zingiberales; Musaceae
Product: phosphoglycolate phosphatase 2
Molecular function (GO): phosphatase activity
Source: RefSeq, a predicted model, not a curated record